AUGGAGCUAGCGCCACGCAGACUAACGGGCGGCCGCCGAACAAUAAAGUGCGAAACGUGUCGGGACCGCAAGGUAAAAUGUGAUCGGCAGGAGCCAUUCUGCGCAACGUGUAAGAAGCUAGGCUACACUUGUCAAGGGUACAUUUCAUCCCUCGUGAUUGUUCCCUUUCAGCCAGUGUGGAAGAGCGCUCUUCCCAAGGGCAAAGAGUUGGGCGAAAGCAGUACUCGGGCCUCUGCUACUCGACGGGCAAUGCCAGUUUCGAUAUCUACCUUAGCUCCCGACCCGAUUUUAGUCUCCUGUGAGUAUUUCCUCCUUCGGCUUGUCGGCAACAGAACCCAUUUCCAAGGGUCAGGAAUUCCUAGCCUUCUGUGUGCAUUUCUGGAUAGAGCAUUACCAGUUGGCUCCAUGCAGCACAAAUGUAUGAAGGCGCUUACUGUGAGCUAUUACUCCACGACAGCUCUGGGUCCUCGUGGAAGCUUCUCUGGGGAAACCAUGAAGACAUAUUCCUAUGCUCUGAGGGCCGUUCAGAAAGCCAUCGACCAAGGUCUCACAACUGGAUCGGACAUUUUGAUGAGCAUAAUGUGCCUUUGUCUCUACGAAAAUAUUGUCGUUACAGAACCAAGGUCCUGGAUCGAGCAUUACAAGGGUAUCUCUCGUCUGGUAAAAGGCCUUUGA
Molecule: messenger RNA, 675 nt
Organism: Penicillium cosmopolitanum
Lineage: Eukaryota; Fungi; Ascomycota; Eurotiomycetes; Eurotiales; Aspergillaceae
Product: Zn(II)2Cys6 transcription factor domain-containing protein
Exons: 2
Coding region: 1-675 (224 amino acids)
Biological process (GO): regulation of DNA-templated transcription
Molecular function (GO): zinc ion binding; DNA-binding transcription factor activity, RNA polymerase II-specific
Source: RefSeq, a predicted model, not a curated record